ACUUAUUCUUGCGUCGCCGCUUGCUACCGGGGUAACGGAGUUGAGGUUGUAGGGAAUGUUGCCGGUGUAGCAGGAACUCCCGCCAUUUUUCAAUCAGCUAUAAACCCUCUUGUUUGUUUAUAUAAUCAGCACGUCCCUCAAAACAAUAUCUCCGCGGUCUACAGUCGCUUUGGCCUGGAGAAUCGACUUCAACACGGACCUGAGCGGCGUAAGAAAAGCCCGCCACAGCAGCUCUGACGGGCCGCCUCUCGCGCUUUAAUCCCCGGCACCCAGGAGCUUCCGCUCACUCCUCGCGCAUCUCACCAUGACUCCACCGACUCCCUUGAACUAGAGGAUGUAACACGGGAGAUGUAACUGAAUGAUAAAAUCGUACUUUGGGUUUUGUUUUCCUAGAAGUAAGUAAAGCAGUGCGCGCUAGCCUAGCCCGAUGCUACGCCGCUGAGACGCACGGAUUCACGGCAUAUUCAGAUCGAGCUGAGAUUGAGCGCGGGGUUAGUUCAGUAGUUCACUUUGCAGACACGUCCAGGACCGCUGCGAGCCCACUAUGGCACCGUUACUAGGCCGGAAGCCGUACCCGUUGGUCAAGCCGCUGUCGGAGCCGCCGGGCCCAGCAGAGGAGGUGUUCAUCAUCGAGCACACCAAAGAGGCCUUCAGGAACAAAGAAGAGUAUGAAGCUCGACUGCGCAGGUAUGCAGAGCGGGUAUGGACGUGUAAAAGCACCGGUAGCAGCCAGCUCACACAUAAGGAGGCUUGGGAAGAAGAACAGGAGGUCACAGAGCUGCUUCAGGAGGAGUACCCGGUGUGGUUCGAGAAGCCGGUCCUGGAGAUUGUGCAUCACAACACGGGAUCACUGGAUAAACUAGUGGAUCUGGUCUGGGUGGAGAUUCUCACCAAGUAUGCUGUGGAUGAGGAGUGUGACUUCUUGGUUGGCAAGGAUAAGACGUUGCAUGUGAAAGUGGUAAAGAUUCAUCCGCUGGAGAAUCCUCCAGAAGAGAAUGUGGAGAAAAAGCUGGAAGGAGCUUGUGAUUCUCCAUCCAGUGAUAAAGAAAACGCUAGUCAGGAGAACCUGAAGAAGGAGCCACAGUCCAAAGAGGAAGACAGCAGGAGAGAGAGUCUCUCUGAUAGGGCCCGCCGCUCGCCCAGAAAACUCCCAACCAGUAUGAAAGAAGAGAAGAAGAAAUGGGUCAUGCCCAAAUUUCUCCCCCACAAGUAUGAUGUCAAACUUCUCAAUGAGGACAAAGUUAUCAGUGAUGUCCCUGCAGACAGCCUGUUCAGAACUGAGCGGCCUCCAAACAAAGAAAUAAUGCGCUACUUCAUCAGACACUACGCUCUGAGGCUGGGCACGGGAGAGAGCGCCCCCUGGGUGGUGGAGGAUGAGUUGGUGAAAAAGUACAACCUGCCAAGCAAAUUCAGCGACUUUUUACUGGACCCUCACAAGUUUUUGGCAGAAAAUCCAUCAGCUAAGAGGAAAAGCAUGAGCUCACCGGAAGGUAAGCCCAAUAAGAAGCUGAAGACUGCGGAGACAGAAAAAGACGGUGAGGGAGUCCAAGUAAAAGGGGAAAAGAAGAAAAGUAAAAAAGAUUCCCAGAACAUACCUCUCAGCCCAACCCUCUGGGGUCAUAUGCAGGUGAAGAAAGUUAAUGGAUCUCCCUUAAAAAUGAAAAACUCAGGUACAUCUAAGAAAUCUGAUGGGGAAAACAUCCUCAGCACCCCAAAAUCAAAUAAAAAGCAGGGAGACAAAAAAUCCACUGACCCCAAAAAGAGCCGCAAGAGUGGGGUCACCAAGACUCCCAAUGACCACAAGCUCUCCAAAAAGGAAGACAAAAGCCCUGGAAGCACCAAGAAACCCAAAAUGAAGCAGAUGACCCUUUUGGAUCUUGCCAAAAGCCCACCUGCUGCAGCUAGCCCAAAAAAGCGAAGCAGAAGUUCAAGUACUGGCUCUACUAAGUUGGGCAAACCUUUGCCACCUAUGGCUUUACAUCUCCUACGGUUUUACAAGGAGAAUAAAGGCAAAGAAGACAAGAAAACCACUCUGUCCUCACUUGUGGCUAAGGCGGCAAAAACACUGUCCACAGAGGAUCGCGGUCGGCUUCCUGAGGAGCUGAAAGAUCUAGUUCAAAAACGCUGGGAACUGUUUGAGCAGAAACGCAGAUGGGCCCUUAUGACCGAGGAGGAGAAACGCCAGGAUAUCAAGCAGAAGCUGCGUGAGAAAGCCAAAGAGCGGAGAGAGAAAGAGCUGCAGGUGAGACGGGAGAUGUCCCGCCGUUACGAAGACCAGGAGCUCGAAGGCAAGAGCUUGCCGACAUUCCGUCUGUUCGACAUGCCCGAGGGGAUUCCCAACACCCUCUUUGGUGACAUAGCCAUGGUAGCUGAGUUCCUUCACUGCUACUCUGGCCUCCUGAUGCCUGAUGACCAGUAUCCCAUCACCUCCAUCGCUCUGAUGGAAGCUUUAGCUGGAGAGAAGGCAGGCUUCCUCUACUUAAACCGUGUGCUGGUGGUGCUGCUGCAAACACUUCUGCAAGAUGAGCUGGCCGAAGGUUACAGUGAACUGGACAUGCCAUUAUCUGAGAUUCCUCUGAGCAUGCACUCCGUAUCCGAGCUGGUGCGCUUGUGUUUGCGGCCAACGGAUGCCCAUGAAGAAGAGAGCGCACGUGGCUCAGAUGACUGGCAGCCUGGUGCUGGCUACGAUGAUGUGGUGAGCAGUGAGUUCUUGGAAAAGCUGGAGACGUCGGAAGUGUUUGAACUGAACUCUCAGGAGAAGGUCAGCCUGCUGGUGGCGCUGUGUCAUCGUAUCCUCAUGACCUAUUCGGUGGAAGAUCACGUGGAAGCCACUCAGCAGCGAUCGGCCGAGCUGUGGAGGGAGCGGCUUGCUGCGCUUAAAGAAGUCAAAGAACAUAAAAAGGCAGAGAAGCAAAAACGCAAAGAGCAGAUCGAGGAAAAAACUGAUGCUAGCGGAGAGGCACUAAUGAGGGCAGAUAGGGGGAAAGAUUCAAAUGUGAAAAAAGAGACACCCAAAGUGGAAUCAGAGCCAGAGGACAUGAUCAGCACAGUGAAAAGCAGACGUCUGAUGGCCAUUCAGGCCAAGAAAGAAAAGGAAGAGCAGGAACGGCUAAACAAAGAGCGUAUGGAGAAGGAAGCAGAGGAGGAGCGAAUCAGGAGGCAGAAAGCCGGAGCAGAGAAAGCCUUCCAGGAUGCCGUCACUAAAGCGAAGCUGGUGCUGAGGAGAACACCACUGGGCACCGACCGCCAUCACAACCGCUACUGGCUGUUCUCUGAUGUGGUUCCUGGUCUGUAUAUUGAGAAGGGAUGGGUUCAUGAGAGUAUAGACUACACAUUCACUCUUCCUCCUGAAGAGGAGCCCGUGUCGACAGAGGAAGACAAAGAGGACGAGAUGGAAGAUGGAGAGAAAGAGGAUGAAGGCAGCAUAGUCAGCACUUCUAAUGAAAAUGGCCAGCAGGGGGCACCGGUGCCUGAGACCUGUUUUGAGACCACUGUGCCCAAACAAGGCCAAAACCUCUGGUUUAUGUGUGAUUCGCAAGAAGAGCUCGAUGAGCUAAUAGAAAGUCUUCACCCUCAGGGAGUAAGAGAGAGUGAACUCAAACUCAGGCUCCAGGUUAAUUACCAGGAAAUCUUGCAUUCCAUCCAUCUGAUGAAAAAGGGUAACCCAGGCCUGAAGAGCUGUGAUGGAUACCAGGAGCUGCUUAUGUUCUCACGCAGUGACAUUAUCGAGGUAGCAUCUCGUCUUCAGAAAGGAGGCCUUGGAUACAUGGAGGACACAUCUGAGUUUGAAGAAAGGGUGCGUGACUUGGAGAAGCUGCAGGAUUUUGGGGAGUGUGUGAUCACUCUGCAAGAGAGCGUGAUCAAGAAGUUUCUGCAGGGCUUCAUGGCACCCAAACAGAAGAAGAAAAAGAAGACCGGUGGAGAGGAGAGCACGACGGCGGAGGAAGUGGAUGAUCAGAAGAAACUGGCUGAAGAGGCCAGGGUAGCAACCGCGGUGGAGAAGUGGAAAACUGCAGUCCGUGAAGCUCAGACUUUCUCUCGUAUGCACGUUCUGCUCGGCAUGCUGGAUGCCUGCAUCAAGUGGGAUAUGUCUGCAGAGAACUCUCGCUGUAAAGUGUGCCGCAGGAAAGUAGGGGAGGAUGAUAAGCUGAUUCUCUGUGAUGAGUGUAAUAAAGCCUUCCAUCUGUUCUGUCUGCGGCCGGCACUGUACCGUAUACCGGAGGGUGAGUGGCUGUGCCCAGCCUGUCAGCCAAUUACCGCCCGACGCAGCUCCAGGGGCAGAAACUAUAAGGAGGACACUGAGGAAGAGGAGGACUCAGAGGAGGAAUACUCUGAAGACUCUGAAGAGGAAGAAUCAGAAGAAGAAUACAGACACACGGGCCACAGCUUGAGAUCGAGGAAGAAGGUGAAGUCGUCUUUGAAGCCCAGAGUGCAGAGUAAACCACCACAGAAGAAGCAUUCCCCUCCUAGUGUCAAACCAGCUCUCAGACCGGCUUCCAAGCCUGAUCCAAGACCUGCACUCAGAUCUGCUUCCAGACCGGAUCCAAGACCUUCACUCAGAUCUGCUUCUAAACCAGAUCCAAAGCCUGCUGUCAGAUCUGCUUCCAGACCAGAUCUUAGACCUGCUCCCAGACCUGUUUCCAACCCAGAUCCUAAACCGGAUCCCAAACCUGCUUCUAAACCAGAUCCCAAACCUGCUUCUAAACCGGAUCCCAAACCUGCUUCUAAACCAGAUCCCAAACCUGCUCCUAAACCAGAUCCCCAACCUGCUCCUAAACCGGAUCGCAGACAAUUGCCUAAAUUUCGACCUGAGCUGGUGCGACAGAGCUCCAAUCCUCUGUUGAAGAAACAAGCUAUUGAAGUAGGGAAAUGUGAGGACAUUCUUCAGAAGCUGAUAAAAUACCAACACAGCUGGCCCUUCAGGGAACCUGUAUCUGCUGAAGAAGCCAAGGGUUAUCGGGACAUCAUCCGCUGCCCGAUGGACUUCACCACAAUGCAGGACAAGUUCAAAUCCUCCCAGUACCACUGCGCAAGCGAUUUUCUCGAGGACUUGAAGCUCAUCUUCUCAAAUGCGGAGGAGUACCACCAGCCCGAAAGUGACGUCCUGACGUGCAUGGCACGCACAGAGCAGUCAUUCAUCGAGCUCCUGCAGGAGAGCCUCCCUGGGAUUGGCUACCUGCGACGGCGAAGUAGCAAGCGCCUGGCCACUCACUCCGAAGAGGAUGGGGACGACGACGAGGAGGAGAGGGGGAAGAAGAUACAAAACGGGAAGCAAGAGAGGGCCUCAUCCAGCCAGAAGGAAGAUGAUGAGGAAGACUCUGGACAGAAGAAGAGCAAACAGAGCGGUGGACAACAGAAACAAGAUGACAGCGAAAGUGAGGAGGAGGAGGAGGAGGAGGAGGAGGAGGAGGAGGAUGAUGAUGAUGAGGAAGAGUCUUUGAGAAGGAAGAGCAAGCGGACAAAUCGUAAAGAUUAUCGGGAGCAGGACAGUGACAGUGAGAGGGACAGCAGGAGAACUGGAUUGAGACGGACUGCACGAGGUGUGACGGAUGACCAGGAGACCAGCAGUGACGAGGACUCGGACGUCCAGCGACAUUCCAAGAGGCCCAAACGCUCAUGAAGACCAGGGUGCUUUGGGUUCUUUGUAUUCAUUUUUGUACCCCCUCCUUACUAAUCAGAAGGCCUAACGGGCGCCCCAUACCCACUGCAUAUUGGACAGAACUUUUGCUCACCCUGAUGUAGAUGUCUUGGUUUAUUUUACUUUUUGGAAGUUUUUAUGUUAAUAUUGGAGAAAACGGAUUUAUAUUUGUAAGUUGAUUAAUAAUGCUAACACUUGGUUUUUUUUUAACCUGAAGAUUUGCAUUGAAAAAGAGAUGUCAUCUCAUUGAGCUCUUAAGACUUUUUCAAUUGAUAUUUGACUUAAAAAAAAAAAACUUUAAUAAUAAAAUUAAAAAAAAAAAAAAAGAUUGUAAUUGGGUUGCAGAUACCACCAAGCCGUGUUUCAUUUUGACGGCUUGAGAGGUUUCACAGUAAAUGUCAUGAAGUGAUUCAGAAUGAAACGCAUCCUUUUGGAUGGACCUUCUUGAGGCCUUUUAAAUGAAUUCAUUAGUGAGCAUCCAGAACUAGGCUCUUUCAAUGAACUGACGUUAUGUGUUUUGUCUCAUAAGAGUCGUUUAAUUGGCUCUAAACCCCCAUGGUGGCAUGAAAUUGAACUAAAGGUUUUUAUUUUUGAAUGUGCCACCACUUUUUUCUUUUCUUCAGUCAUUUAUUAUUUUGCUGUUUUUCAUAAAAGCUAUCAUCUUUGCUUUCAGUUAAACAACUUCUGUUUAUGAAAAGCAGGAGAUCACUGAUCUUGUUCAUUGGGAUCUAUCUAGCAAUUUCUGUAAAACCUCAUGCUGCUCUUAUUCCCUAGAAACCAGUAGGUGGCACUCUACUACAGUUGUCUUGGGAAGAAACGCUCCCAUUGGUGUAAAACUGACAUUUGAAUGUUAUAUCCCCACUAAAGACCUUUUGCAGUGAUAAGUUGAACCUAAAAUCCAGAUGGAAAAGUCCGAUGUGAAACACUCAAGUGAAAUUAUAUGAUCUGAUUUCUUUUUUCAUAUGACUAUGUAAAUAAUAAGCUUUGACUAUAUUUUGGUGUUUGAUCGUAGCCACGGAAGUCUCAGUUUAAGAUCGUGAUGUUUGUCCACAGCAGAUGUGUUGCUCAGGGCUUUAUUCUGGAUUAAAACUCAUUUUUAUUGGA
Carassius gibelio (silver crucian carp) is the source of this 6742-nucleotide messenger RNA. Its product is annotated as tyrosine-protein kinase BAZ1B-like. Gene Ontology annotation, cellular component: WICH complex. Gene Ontology annotation, biological process: chromatin remodeling. The coding region runs from base 545 to 5620 and encodes 1691 amino acids. NCBI's taxonomy places the organism in Eukaryota, Metazoa, Chordata, Actinopteri, Cypriniformes, Cyprinidae. The transcript has 18 exons. The record is from RefSeq and is a predicted model, not a curated record. Gene Ontology annotation, molecular function: protein binding; histone H2AXY142 kinase activity.